UAGGUUUUAGAGAGAGAAGAGAUAGAUAAGAACAAAAAAAAAAAUCAGGUAGAGAGAGAAAGAGAGACCUGAUCUUUAACUCUUGCUUUUGGAUUGUUCCAAUGGCAACAAAGAUUUUGAGGUCUCUUUUCUCUUGAAAGGAAGACGGCGUCGUUCUGAGUUUUUGAGUCUCUGUACUUCCCUCCCUCUCCCUCUGUAGGCAUAUUGAAUCUGAUCCACCAUGAUUUUCUCUCUACUCUGAUUUUCUCUCUCUUUACUCUGAAACUAAAUAGAGGGGCGGUGACUAUGGAGUUGUAUAUGACUAUUAUCAGCGUCAUCAUCGACCUUCAAGUGUUUUCUGAAGGUUUUUAGGUUAAUUUGUGAGCUUUAAUUGUCAGAAUCUCAUAUUACUAUUGUUUCAGAUAUUGCAUUUCUUAGGUACUCUGUGAGGAAGAAAAUUUGUUAUAUAUAUAUAUAUAUAUAUAUAUAUAUAUAUAUAUAUAGAGGGAGAGAGAGAUUUAAACUGGAAUCUGAAUAAACUGAAGUGUCUUAUGCUGGCUUAGAUUCGACCUUUGAUUGAUAGCAAAAAAGCGUUGGACGUGUGUGUGUGUGUGAGUGAAGACUAGAGGGAGAAGUGUAGUUUUGUUAGGGUUUUGUUGAAGAGAGAAUCGAGGAAGCUAUUGAAGAUUUGUGUUUGUUUGACACAUUCGCAGAAUCUGGCCUUUGAUUUAAGGAGGAACGAAGUCCAUAGCAGAGCUUUUUGUCUCUCUGUGUUGAAGCUAUGCUUUAUAUGGUCACUCUUGGCUCUGAUCUGUGGCAUAGAUAGCUUUGAUUCUUGACAGCAUUUAUUGAGAAAGAGAAACAAGCAAUUAAGUAGAGAUUUUUUGUUCAUUCCUGUUGAAGAACACUGUUUGAUUCUGUACCGACUGAAAAUUGCAACAAUUGGGUUCGAGAACAAGCAAUGGAGGACAAAGAGAAGAGUUUGGACUCUCAACUAUGGCACGCUUGUGCUGGAGGUAUGGUUCAAAUGCCUCCUGUGAAUGCCAAGGUAUUCUAUUUUCCUCAGGGCCACGCCGAGCACGCCCUUGCCAGUGUUGAUUUUGGGGCCUCACGGAGGGUUCCGUCCCUAAUCCUUUGCAGGGUUGCUGCUGUGAAGUUCAUGGCAGACCCUGAAACUGAUGAAGUUUAUGCCAAGAUUAGGUUGGUUCCGAUUGGAAACAACGAGCUUGAUUAUGGUGAAGAUGGUGUUUUGGGGAGUAAUGGGUCUGAAGCCCCUGAAAAACCUGCUUCUUUUGCGAAAACUUUGACUCAAUCGGAUGCCAACAACGGUGGGGGUUUCUCCGUUCCUCGAUACUGUGCGGAGACUAUAUUUCCCCCCUUGGAUUACUCAGCUGAUCCCCCAGUUCAAACCUUAAUCACGAAGGACGUUCAUGGUGAGAUUUGGAAGUUUAGGCAUAUCUACAGAGGGACACCUAGGAGGCAUUUGUUGACCACAGGCUGGAGUAAUUUUGUGAACCAGAAAAAGCUGGUUGCUGGGGAUUCAAUUGUGUUCUUCAGGGCAGAGAAUGGGGAUCUAUUUAUUGGAAUACGGCGGGCCAAGAGGGGAAUUGUUGGUGGCCCUGAAUCCCCAUCUGGAUGGAACUCUUCUGCCGGAAAUUGUGUUAUGCCUUAUGGGGGAUUUUCAGUCUUCUUAAGGGGAGAUGAGAAUAAACUAAUGAGAAAUGGUAGUAGUGGGAAUUUGAACUCUAGUGGUUCGAAAGGAAGGGGAAGAGUGAGACCAGAAUCGGUUAUCCAAGCUGUGUCCCUUGCUGCUGAAGGGCAGCCCUUUGAGGUUGUGUAUUACCCUCGUGCAAGUACUCCGGAGUUUUGCAUUAAGGCUUCGUCUGUUAGGACUGCAAUGAGGAUUCAGUGGUGCUAUGGGAUGAGGUUCAAAAUGGCAUUUGAAACCGAGGAUUCUUCCCGGAUCAGCUGGUUUAUGGGAACUAUAGCUUCUGUUCAGGUUGCUGACCCCAUCCACUGGCCUAAUUCCCCAUGGCGGAUUCUCCAGGUGACAUGGGAUGAGCCGGAUUUGCUGCAAAAUGUAAAGUGUGUCAGCCCAUGGCUGGUUGAAUUGGUUUCAAACAUGCCAGUCAUUCAUCUCUCACCCUUCUCACCGCCAAGAAAGAAGUUGCGGUUCCCGCAACACCCAGACUUUUCCUUUGACGGCCAAUUUCCAAUGCCGUCAUUUUCAGGCAACCCCCUCGGUCCCAGCAGCCCCUUGUGUUGUCUCUCUGACAACAUUGCUGCAGGCAUACAGGGAGCCAGGCAUGCUCAUUUUGGACUACCCUUACCAGAUAUCCACCCUAGCAACAAACUGCAGCUGGGCCAAUUCUCAUCUAGUUUCCAGCGGCUUGAUUUACAUGCUAAAAUCUCUGAUGGCAUCAUCCCAGGCAACACAAAUAGCAAUGAGAAUAUAUCUUGCUUGCUAACCAUGGGGAACUCUGUUCAUAACUUAGAGAAAACUGAUAAUUUAAAGACACCCCGGUUCAUACUAUUUGGUCAACCAAUACUGACCGAGCAGCAGAUAUCCCAUAGCUGUUCCAGUGAUUCAGUCUCACAAGUUCUGACUCGGAAACGUUCAGUAGAAAGGAUUCCAGAAAAGGAAGAAAGAUCUGCACUUCACCGGCAAGAUGUUCCAGAAAACCUGUUCAGUGCUGGAUCUCCAUGGCAUCAAGGUUUCCACAGAACUGAACUUGGCCUGGAUACCGGUCACUGCAAAGUGUUCAUGGAGUCCGAGGAUGUAGGCCGAACUAUUGACCUGACAAUUUUUGAGUCUUAUGAAGAGCUAUACAUAAAGCUGGCAAACAUGUUUGGGAUAGUAGGAUCAGAGAUGCAUUGCCAUGUGCUCUACCAGGAUGCAACAGGUGCUGUUAAACAAACUGGAGAUGAACCAUUCAGUGAUUUCAUGAAAACAGCAAAAAGAUUGACCAUUCUACUGGAUUCAGGCAGCAAAAAUAUUGGAAGGAAAUGGAUUACAGGGUUUCAGAAUUCUGAAAAUGGACUAGAUUCUUCGAACCAGACAGGCCCCUUGAGCAUAUUUGCAUAAUAUGGUCAUCAUUUUAGAGUGGAUUUAGGUAAAAUAUUAAUGUUUUCUUUAUGUAGUUGGGAGAAACAAGAUAUGAAACUCCAUUUAUUCUGAAGUAUGUUUCCAACUUGAAGGGACCAAGUGUAUGCUUUAUUGAAUGUGAGACAUUUAUUAUUGAUGCCUAACAUGAUUAGUAAAUUUUUAAGUUUAUAAAAAA
Cornus florida is the source of this 3260-nucleotide messenger RNA. RefSeq names its product auxin response factor 18-like. NCBI's taxonomy places the organism in Eukaryota, Viridiplantae, Streptophyta, Magnoliopsida, Cornales, Cornaceae. Gene Ontology annotation, cellular component: nucleus. The record is from RefSeq and is a predicted model, not a curated record. Gene Ontology annotation, biological process: response to hormone; regulation of DNA-templated transcription. Bases 941 to 3064 code for a protein of 707 amino acids. Gene Ontology annotation, molecular function: protein binding; DNA binding. The transcript is spliced from 5 exons.